Molecule: messenger RNA, 1654 nt
Organism: Benincasa hispida (wax gourd)
Lineage: Eukaryota; Viridiplantae; Streptophyta; Magnoliopsida; Cucurbitales; Cucurbitaceae
Product: S-adenosylmethionine synthase 2
Biological process (GO): S-adenosylmethionine biosynthetic process
Molecular function (GO): methionine adenosyltransferase activity; ATP binding
Source: RefSeq, a predicted model, not a curated record
CCGGUCGUCAGCUCGAAUUUUCUCUAUAAAUAAGAGCAGCAAGAGCUUAGUACCUUCGUGUCAUCGAGCGCCGAUUCCUUCUUUGGGUCUCUCUGCUCUGAAAGUUCGCCUUCUCUCUUAAUCUACUUCAGAUCUCUACCCAAUUUUCCUCUUCCAGCUUGAGAGAAUGGAGACUUUUCUAUUUACUUCUGAGUCUGUGAAUGAGGGUCACCCAGACAAGCUCUGUGACCAGAUCUCAGAUGCAGUUCUUGAUGCUUGCCUUGCUCAAGAUCCUGAUAGCAAGGUUGCUUGUGAGACCUGCACCAAGACCAACAUGGUAAUGGUUUUUGGAGAGAUUACAACCAAGGCGGACGUGGACUACGAGAAGAUCGUCCGAGACACUUGCCGUUCCAUUGGAUUCAUCUCGGAUGAUGUGGGUCUCGAUGCUGAUAACUGCAAGGUCUUAGUCAACAUCGAGCAGCAGAGCCCUGAUAUUGCCCAAGGUGUCCAUGGCCAUUUCACUAAGCGGCCUGAGGAAAUUGGUGCUGGUGACCAGGGUCACAUGUUUGGCUAUGCCACAGAUGAGACCCCUGAAUUGAUGCCCCUUAGUCACGUCCUUGCAACUAAGCUCGGUGCUCGUCUCACCGAGGUGAGAAAGAAUGGUACCUGCCCAUGGUUGAGACCUGACGGUAAGACCCAAGUUACUGUGGAGUACUACAACGACAAUGGUGCUAUGGUCCCUGUUCGAGUCCACACAGUGCUUAUCUCCACCCAGCACGAUGAAACUGUCACGAACGAUGAGAUUGCGGCUGACCUUAAGGAGCAUGUCAUCAAGCCUGUGAUCCCCGAGAAGUACCUUGAUGAGAAGACCAUCUUCCACCUCAAUCCCUCUGGUCGAUUCGUCAUUGGUGGCCCACACGGAGACGCAGGUCUCACUGGUCGUAAGAUCAUCAUCGACACUUAUGGUGGAUGGGGAGCUCACGGUGGAGGUGCUUUCUCUGGAAAGGACCCAACCAAAGUGGACAGAAGUGGUGCUUACAUUGUCAGGCAGGCUGCCAAGAGCAUUGUAGCUGCCGGUCUUGCUAGGAGGGCAAUCGUGCAAGUCUCUUAUGCCAUUGGUGUGCCUGAACCGUUGUCGGUCUUUGUCGACACAUAUGGAACUGGGAAGAUCCCCGACAGGGAAAUUCUCAAGAUUGUGAAGGAGAACUUCGACUUCAGACCUGGAAUGAUCACCAUCAACCUGGACUUGAAGAGAGGUGGGAAUAACAGAUUCUUGAAGACAGCCGCAUAUGGACAUUUUGGAAGGGAUGACCCUGAUUUCACCUGGGAAGUUGUGAAGCCUCUCAAAUGGGAGAAGCCUCAAUCUUGAUGGGUUCGACCGUUGAAAGCCACCAUGGAAAUUGGAAAACCGACCUUUGUUAUUAAGGAAUGAAUAAUGUGUGCUGCCCUUAUAACCUAAGGUAGUAGUUACUAAUGUUGUUCUUUUUUCUUUCUUCUUUUUUACAUGUGAGAUCCUUUUGUCUUCGCCUUACUUCUUGCUCCUUUUCUUUUUGCUUUACUUUGCCUCCAUGAUGUGCCUUUUUUGUAUCAGUUUUUAUAAUAUGAAAGGGGAUUUUGUCCAAGUUCAAAAUUUGUCGGUGAUGGAACUAAAAUGACUGGCAUUUAUUGGUGACAA